AAGAAGCAGGCUGGAAGGUGUACGUGUGUGUGGAGCUAACCGCGAAGACUUCUCUCUGCGGCACCGAGGCGUGCGUUUGCGGCGUUUUGGAGGACCCGUUUGUGGAGCGAUUCUUUUGAUUCGGAGGAUGUUAUUUCGAUGAUCCAAGCCGUGGGAAUAUGGGACUUUUAACGUCGGAUUGGCCGCGUGGGGACUGGCCGCUGUGCGUGUGCGCGCGGCUCUGGCUCGUUCUGAUAACUGUCGGAGGUAAAAUGGCUCCCUCCAGUGAGGCGCUCCUCAGCACCUCCAUGCUCGCCCCCCCACCGCCCCCCAGCCUCUACCUUCCCGCACACUUCAAACUGUCCAACGCCCAGCUGGCCUUCUUCCUCAGGGAGACUUCGCCUCAUGAGCGGGCUGGAGGUGGGGCCGGUGAGAGGACCUCCCCCAGCACGGGUCACCCUCUGCAGCGGGCCGAGAGCUUUGUGGUGUUCCAGACUAAAGAGCUGCCGGCCAUCAACAUCACCUUUGGGCCCUUCACCCGCGACCAGGCCCUGAGCAAGGAGCUGCUGCAGCCGGCCAGUCCCCUGGACAUCCCCGGGACCCUGACUGUCAACUGGAAAGUCCGAGCGUUUAUUGUCCAGACGAGGGUCUUCUCCUCCAGCCCCACGGUGCAGGUCUUCUUCUACAUCGCUGGACGAGACUGGGAUGACUUCAGGGUACAAGAUAAGCUUCCCUGUGUCCGACUGCAUGCCUUCAGGGAUGUACGGGAAAUCAAAACCUCCUGCAGGAUGAAAGGGAGCCUGGCACAGUGCUUGGCCCAGCUUGACUUGCCCCAGUCCUGGUUCAACACUAACGUGGCUCCCCUGGGCCGGAGGAAGGGCUCUGCAGAGGCCCUACUGGAGGGAGUGAGUGAGACCCUGCAAGCUGAGCUCUACUACACCCUACAUGAGGCCGGGAUAGACGGAGGCUGCAGUGAGGGCCCGGGACACCGCGGGGGCAUGGGGGCCGCACAGCACCCCCUCCUGCGCAUAGGAAGCAUCAGUCUGUACCAGGCGGGCCAGGAGCAGCAGCUGGUGGACAAGCAGCUGGAUAAGAACAUGUUCCUGAGGCUGCCUGAUAAACCUCUGAGGCCUGGAGAGAUGCUGAGGAUCUACCUGUACCUCAUGCCCAACUCCUCUGUGGACCACUUCACUCUCAGGGUGAAGGCAAAGAAAGGAGUGAACCUGCUCCAGACCAGGUCCCUGAGCGCCCAGUGGAAGGUGGACUGGGAAGUGCAGUCUGGAGCCAAGCACUCAAUCAGCACCAUCCAGGUCACCCGCAGCAGAGGGUCCAAGCAGGGGGACAUACAGGGGAGCCUGGAGCUGAUGCAGCUGGACUUUGAGAUGGAGAACUUCACCAGCCUGUCAGUGACCCGCAGGAUCAACUGGAACGUGGACUACCGAGGCCAGAGCCCAACCCCUGAAUCCGACAAAGUGGUGACGGAGCUGACAGUGGUGCAAAAGGACAUCCAGGCUAUCAUCCCCAUCGCCAUGGACACAGAGAUCAUUAAUACGGCCAUCCUGACUGGCCGCACUGUGGCUAUCCCAGUCAAAAUGGUGUCCAUCGAGAUGAACGGAGGAGUCAACGACGUCUCUGCAUUUGUCCAGUGCAAGUCCACCAAUGAGGACAUUGUCAAGGUAUCCAUGAACUGUGAUUACGUCUUUGUGAACGGGAAGGAGACACGCGGCUCCAUGAAUGCCAGAGUCAUCUUCAGCUACGAGCACCUCAGCGCGCCCCUGGAGCUCACCGUGUGGGUGCCUAAACUCCCCCUGCUGGUGGAGCUCAGCGACUACAACCUGAGUUUCAUCAAGGGCUGGAGGGUUCCUAUCCUGCCUGACCGCCGGAGUGCGCGGGACAGUGAGGGAGAGGACGACGAUGAAGAGCGGCGCAUCACUCGCGGCUGUACUCUGCAGUUCCAGCGCGCUCAGGUCAAAGUACUCACGCAGUUCCACACCACCUCCACCGAGGGCACGGACCAGGUGAUCACCAUGCUGGGGCCCGACUGGCAGCUGGACGUCACAGAGCUGGUGCAGGACUCACUGAAGGUGGAGGACGCGCGGGUGGCUGAGCUGCUGGACCGCACUGUGCUGGUGGGACUGGAGCUUGGGAUCACCACUAUCAAGGUGGAGUCUCCUCUGGCUGUAGACGCGGUCCUGGGGGAGGCAACUUUCUCCGUCACCGAUGAUAAAGUGUCCAUCACGGAGCUCCGGGUACAUGCUGUGUCUGGGCUUAGCAUGUCUGUCCAGCCCAGCCCCGGAAACAGCCACACCAUGGUGGCCAAGGCAGCGGGGGUGCAGACCCUCUCCACGCCCAAACAGGAGGCCUCUCUGUCCAUCUGGAUGCUCUUCAGUGACCACACAGCUGCCACGCUCACAUACUUUGACCCUAAAGACUACACCCUGAAUGGCUCGUCCCUGGAUGAGAAAGUAGUGUCGGUGGUGCAGGAGCCCGGGCAGCGCUGGCCCGUGGUGGCUGCAGAGGGGGAGGGGUCGGGCGAGCUGGUCAGAGUCGAGAUGACCAUCUGUGAGGCCUGCCAGAAGACCAAACGCAAGAGUGUCAUCGCGUCUGCAAGUGUCUACGUUAAGGUGCGCUUUGGUCCUGAGGAGGACUCUGAGGAGGAGACCACUACAGAGGGGGAGAUGGAAAUGGUUCCUUUCACUCGCAGACCAGCUCUGGACCCCAGUAUUAGCGGCAGGGUUUACGAGACUUCCAACGAGCAACCAGCAAGUGUCCCCAUCGAUUAUACUAAUUUCCCAACAAUUAGCAACCAGGAGCGGCCAACCGACAGUGACUUAGAGGAGGACGAGUUUAUCCAUUCGCCACGGAACAUGACUGAUCUGGAGAUCGGCAUGUACGCUCUGCUGGGGGUCUUCUGCCUGGCCAUCCUGGUCUUUCUCAUCAACUGCAUCGUGUUUGUGCUCAAAUACCGCCACAAAAGAAUACCCCCUGAGGGCCAAGCCAAUAUGGACCACUCUCACCACUGGGUGUUUCUGGGCAACGGACAGCCCCUCCGAGCCCAGUGCCAGAUGUCUCCACAGCAGGCCGACAGCCCCGGAAACCCCCUGGAGAGUGUCCAGACCUGCUGCCACAGCGACCACCACAGCAGUGGCAGCUCUCAGACCAGUGUGCAGAGCCAGGCACAUGGGCGGGGUGAUGGCAGCUCAGGCGGCUCCACUAAAGAUGCCGGGGAAGACGCCAGUUCUCCCACCUCCAAACGCAAGAGGGUCAAGUUCACCACCUUCACCACGCUGCCCACAGAGGAGCUGCCCUACAAUGCCAUCCCCAUGGCCGACGAGCAGGAUAUCCAGUGGGUCUGCCAAGACAUGGGCUUCCAGGACCCAGAGGAACUGCACGACUACAUGCGCAGAAUAAAGGAGAUCGCCUGAGGACACCUUUUAUUCUCUUUUACACCUCAGUGAAAGACUGUUGUACACAGACUCGACCUUGGACUGGGUCAUACACUACAGUGCUCAAGUAUAGGCAGGUGUGAAGGAUGUCUGUAAAGCAAGAGCGUUUCCAAAUCUGAACAUAUGUGCCCCAAAUAUAAUGAAAUAACCCAAGUGAAGGCAUUUUAAUGCUUUCCUCAGUCAUUUAGCUGCUGAUGCCCAGCAGUGGAGUUUGCCAAGAAUGCUCCCACUAUGGAAUUUAAUCAGAUGUUUUAUUUUGUGAAAUAAUAAUAAUGAAAAAACAUUCCAUCUUGAAGACUCUUGCUUAUAGCGUUACAUUAAACCUGCCUAACUUGUUUGCAGCGUGUGGUCGCUUGCACAGUGCUGUCACCUCCACUCUCACUCUUCUCCAGACUGUUGACAUUUGGCCAAAGAGCAGAGGAGAGCUCCGUGAGACCAGGCCUGAAACAGGACUGAGCCAGGACUGAGUCAGGACUGAACCAGGACUGAGCCAGGACUGAGCCAGAGACCUUCUAGGACGCCCUCCAGCAGACACUAGAGGGAGACGUGCUUCAAAGUCUUUAGUUUGGGCCAAAAUAAGACACAUUUCUUGGAGCAGCACAGUGCCAUGUCUACUCUGCUAGUCUCACAGCACCUGCCCCACUGUUCCUCUACUACUGUAAUGCCUUAUAAGGGUCCACACUGACUUUACAUGAAGCUACUGUUUUCACUGUGGCAUAUUUUGUGACAGAGACAGUGUUCUAUGGAGAUACUAAAGUGACACUGCCCUCUGACAUUUGUGUGUUGGCUACACUGGAAAUGUUGCCAGUUCUUUAAUUUUUUCUGCUAGUAGAUUGACAGCUAAUCCCAACACAACUGGUUUUACAUUUCAAUAGUUUGGGCACUACAUGUAGCAUUGAUGAAGAUAAAGGGAUAACACAAUCACCAGGGUAAUAGGGCAGUUAUUUAUUUUAUUUAAUUAAGCUAGUCUUUAAUUUCUAUAAACCACAGAAUCAUUUGUCCACACAUAAUACAGUUAUCACUACGAAGCAGGACUGCUGUACACACUGCAGGAUACUUGAGUUACUGUAGAGGUUGUUUUAAAUAUCACCUGAGUAUGUUAUACAUCUGAAU
Molecule: messenger RNA, 4538 nt
Organism: Periophthalmus magnuspinnatus
Lineage: Eukaryota; Metazoa; Chordata; Actinopteri; Gobiiformes; Gobiidae
Gene: tmem132e
Product: transmembrane protein 132E
Exons: 9
Coding region: 159-3404 (1081 amino acids)
Source: RefSeq, a predicted model, not a curated record